This is a messenger RNA of Siniperca chuatsi (mandarin fish), 5739 nucleotides long. RefSeq names its product vinculin-like. Bases 422 to 3928 code for a protein of 1168 amino acids. Gene Ontology annotation, cellular component: actin cytoskeleton. The transcript has 25 exons. Lineage: Eukaryota; Metazoa; Chordata; Actinopteri; Centrarchiformes; Sinipercidae. Gene Ontology annotation, molecular function: structural molecule activity; actin filament binding. Gene Ontology annotation, biological process: cell adhesion. The record is from RefSeq and is a predicted model, not a curated record.
CACUGGCAUGCAUGACGUAAUUUGGGAAGCGCUCUCACUUGCAGUGCGCGCGUGUGUGUGUAUGAUGAGUGUGUGCGUGCAGGGAAAGCGUCAGUGCGCACCAACACCAACCCGCUUGGCAGCUGUAUUCCUUCGCUGUGAUUGGGCGGAGGGCGGUGAUUCCUUCUGUCACGAUUUGGGUCGCUCCCACCGGAGGACACCGACCGUCUGAGUCCAGCCUUUACCGAGGUGCUCUCCAGAGGAGACGGUGCACACCGGGAGGAGAGACGCAUGAGGUUUUCGUCUCAAGGGUUGGACUUACAACUCGGGAUUUGUCCUCCUGUCUGUGUCGGUGAGGAGCGGAGAGGAGAGAGGGGGGAUCUUAGUGCUGGAUCGAUCAGCCGCCUUUCUUCUGUCGGGGCUGCGGUAAAAGUCGUUCACGAUGCCGGUGUUUCACACCAAGACCAUCGAGAGUAUCCUGGAGCCGGUGGCCCAGCAGAUCUCCCACCUGGUCAUCAUGCACGAGGAGGGGGAGGUGGACGGGAAAGCCAUCCCAGAUCUGACGGUGCCGGUGGCGGCGGUGCAGGCGGCAGUCAGCAACCUUGUGCGGGUGGGAAAGGAGACAGUUCAAACCACUGAGGACCAGGUGAUGAAGAGAGACAUGCCUCCUGCAUUCAUUAAGGUGGAGAACUCAAGCUCCAAGCUCGUCCAGGCGGCUCAGAUGCUAAAGGCAGAUCCAUACUCUGUUCCUGCACGCGAUUACCUGAUCGAUGGAUCCAGAGGGAUACUGUCUGGAACCUCCGACCUGCUCCUCACCUUUGAUGAAGCCGAGGUGCGUAAGAUAAUUCGCGUGUGUAAAGGUAUCCUAGAGUAUCUGACAGUAGCUGAGGUGGUGGAGACCAUGGAGGACCUCAUCACUUACACCAAGAACCUGGGACCAGGGAUGACCAAAAUGUCAAAGAUGAUUGAGGAAAGGCAGCAAGAGCUGACGCACCAAGAACACAGACAGAUGCUAGUCAGCUCCAUGAACACUGUCAAAGAGGUGCUGCCUGUUCUUAUAUCAGCUAUAAAGAUUUUUGUCGCAACCAAGAGCAGUCAAGGUGCUGGCGUUGAGGAGGCAGAGAGAAACAGAAGAUUCACCUUUGAAAAGAUGAGCACUGAAAUCAACGAGAUCAUAAGAGUCUUACAGCUCACCACGUGGGACGAAGACGCCUGGGCCAAUAAGAAGGAUAUGGAGGCUUUGAGGAGAUCUCUGGCUUUGAUUGAAUCGAAGAUGGCACAAGCUAAAAGCUGGCUCAAAGACCCCCAUGGACAACCAGGAGACCCCGGUGAGGUUGCCCUGCGUGUGAUACUGGAUGAAGCUGGUAAGGUGGGAGAGCUGUGUGCUGGGAAGGAGAGGAAAGAUAUACUGGCAACCACUAAGGCUCUGGGACAAAUGACUGACCAGAUUGCAGAUCUACGAGCCAGAGGCCAGGGCCCGACCCCAGGGUGCGUGCAGCGUGCAGGCCAGUGCUCACAGGGCUUAGACUUGUUAUUUGGCAAAGUGGACAGUGCUGCCCGCAGAUUGGAGGCUCUAAUCAAUGCCAAGCAGGCCAUUGCCAGGAGGCUGGACGCUGCACAGGCCUGGCUGGCUGAUCCUAACGGCGGUCCUGAGGGGGAAGAGAACAUCAGAGCGCUACUGGCAGAGGCCAAACGCAUCGCUGAUCUCUGUGAAGACCGCAAAGAAAGGGAUGACAUCCUGCGCUCCAUCAGUGAGAUUGCAGGCCUCACCGCCAGACUUGUAGAGCUACGCAAACAGCUUAAACUGCAACCUCAUGUCACCAAUAGCUGGCAUAUUUUACCUGCCUGGAAAAUAUGUUGUUGCCUGUCAACCCUGGGCAUCAGUCCUACCAUAAGGGGUAAAGGUGACAGCCCAGAGGCUCGUGCAUUGGCAAAGCAGAUUGGGGCAGCGCUGCUGACCCUGCAGUCCAAAACAAACCGGGCCGUGGCCAACAUGAGACCAGCCAAACCUGCCGUCACCUUGGAGGGCAAAAUGGAGCAGGCCCUCCGCUGGGUGAGCAACCCUGGAGUGGAUGACAGAGGAGUAGAGUGUGAGAUACUACAGUGGAACACAGGUCAGGCAGCGAUCAGAGGAAUGGUUGGAGAAGGGAGGAGGCUGGCAGGAGGCCUGUUAGGCCCGUAUCGACAGGAUAUGAUUGGACGCUCUGACCGAACAGAGGCUCUAAUGACAUCUUUGGCAGACAUGGCCGGCAGGGGCGAGGCUGAGGCUCCUCAUGCGCGAGCUAUAGCCGCACAACUACAGGACAGCCUCAAGGACCUGAGGCAGCACAUGCAGGAGGUGAUGACCCAGGAAGUAUCUGACAUUUUCAGCGACACCACCACCCCUAUCAAACUGCUGGCAGUGGCUGCAACUGCUCCCCCUGAUGCCCCCAACAGAGAGGAGGUUUUUGAAGAGCGCGCAGGGAACUUCGAGGCCCACGCAGGUCGGCUGGGGGCGACCGCAGAGAAGGCUGCUGCCGUGGGAACAGCCAAUAAGAGCACAGUAGAGGGCAUACAUGCUGCUGUGAAACAUGCCAGGGAGCUCACACCACAGGUAACCUCUGCUGCUCGGAUCUUGUUGAAGAAUCCUGGAAAUAAAGCAGCGUAUGAGCACUUUGACACCAUGAAGAACCAGUGGAUUGACAAUGUGGAGAGACUCACUGGUCUGGUGGAUGAGGCCAUCGACACCAAAUCUCUGUUAGAUGCUUCUGAGGAGGCUAUAAAGAAAGACAUCGAUAAGUGCAGAGUUGCCAUGGCAAAUGUUCAGCCCCAAAUGCUUGUUGCCGGGGCAACAAGCAUAGCAAGACGAGCUAAUCGGGUCCUGUUGGUGGCUAAGAGGGAAGUGGAGAACUCUGAAGAUCCGCGGUUCAGAGACACCGUGAAACAUGCGUCAGACAUCCUCUCACACACCAUCUCACCCAUGGUGAUGGAUGCUAAGGCAGUGGCUGGGAACAUACAAGACAAAGCUCUGCAAAAGGCCUAUUUGGACUCCUGUCUGAGGAUCCUGGCUUCAGUCGGAAAAGUUAGAGAAGCCUUCCAACCGCAGGAGCCUGACUUCCCUCCUCCACCACCUGACCUGGACCAGCUCCAUGUUAGUGAUGAGCAGGCACCACCCAAGCCCCCCUUGCCAGAGGGCGAGGUGCCCCCGCCUCGGCCCCCUCCUCCAGAAGAGAAGGAUGAGGAGUUCCCAGAGCAGAAGGUUGGAGAGGUGCUUAGUGAGCCCAUGAUGGUGGCCGCCAGGCAGCUACAUGAUGAGGCCCGCAAGUGGUCCAGCAAGCCUGAGGAUGAGGAGGCAGUAGAGGAGAGGGAGGUAGAUGAUGAAGAUGAGUUUACUGAUGGUGAGGAUGACUAUGAGCCAGAACUGCUGAUGAUGCCCUCCAACCAGCCUGUCAAUCAACCCAUUCUGGCAGCUGCCCAGUCUCUCCACCAGGAGGCGCGCAAGUGGUCCAGCAAGGGUAAUGACAUCAUAGCAGCAGCCAAGCGGAUGGCUCUGCUUAUGGCAGAAAUGUCUCGACUGGUGCGUGGUGGAAGCGGGAACAAACGAGCACUGAUUCAGUGUGCUAAGGACAUCGCCAAGGCCUCAGAUGAGGUGACGAGACUGGCUAAAGAGGUGGCCAAGCAGUGCACUGACAGACGCAUCAGAACUAAUCUGCUACAGGUGUGUGAACGAAUCCCUACCAUCAGUACUCAGCUGAAGAUCCUCUCUACUGUCAAAGCCACCAUGCUGGGACGAACAAAUAUUAGUGAAGAGGAAUCAGAGCAGGCCACAGAUAUGUUGGUCCAUAACGCCCAGAACCUGAUGCAGUCAGUGAAGGAGACUGUCAGAGAAGCAGAGGCAGCCUCCAUCAAGAUCCGCACAGAUGCAGGAUGCACCCUUCGCUGGGUGCGCAAGACCCCCUGGUACCAAUAAACGAACCUGGUCACUGAAACUAGUAACACUCUUAACUUGUCACCAAUAGCGCACACCUGGAGUAAAAGUAGCAAUGUGCAUACUCAUAUAUGAGUAUGAUAAACAUGUGCACUUCUUCAAAGAGGAAACUGCAGGUGAUUUUGACCCAUUCUUCAGUGUAGUUUGGUUGUGUCUACCAGGAACUAUUAGAUUUGGUACCAAACAGGUUUCAUUUAUUAGCGUGAGUUUGGCUUUGCUCUCCAGUUCUCUUUAUCUGUAACUGUGGAAUCACGCAGGCUAACCGGAGGCCGUUUUUAAUAUAUAUUUUUGGUAUGUUGUGUUACAAGAGUUUAUCCAAAUUCCAGGUAUAUAUUUUUUGCAUGAAAAUGUUUUCUAUUUUCUAAAGGCAAAUUAUGACAUGAAGAUACUUAUCUCCUAGAGGAAAUUUACUUUUCUUCGUUUCUUAUUGUCUAUUGUAUAUACAGUAAUUAUUUGUUUUAUGGACAACACUCAGCUAUGAGCUUUAUACACUGAGUUUGACACUAAAGUGUGGAGUUUUGUGUGGGCUGAUGAGCUCUCCUCUCUUCAUGUUUACUUUUAGUAAUAACACUGUUCUUAACUGAAGAUCUAUGAAUUCAAAGGUAACGCAUCAUCGCCACUGUCCGGUGAUGUUACUUGAAGAAGUAAAAGGUUUUCUGGAUUAAAAGUUUUAUGAUUUAUAGGCAAAUGAUACAGUUUCAAAAGUGAUUGUAUAAUUUGAAAAAAAAAGUGUGGCGGUCAAUAAAAAGGCAGGUUUUUUGUUGAUUGCAGGAAGAUACUUAAUAAAUAAGAGGUUUUCACUUGACAGCUGCAGAAUGAGUGAGAUGACAUGUUUUUAAUGUGUGUUUUGAAUUUUUUGUGUUAACUUUAUUUAACUUGCACAGUGAACAAUGCCAAAGGAUUUGUUUUACAUUACAGUAAGCUUCAUAAAGUUCAUAACAAAUAAAAUCCAGGUUAUUACAAACAAGACAGACCAUUUUCUUUAGAGACCCUGAAGUACUUUUUAAGGUCUGUUUUUUUAGCAAACAAGAGAGGAUGUUUUCUGCAUUUUUAACUAAUUGUAGUGCUUACUUUCUGUACUAUCUCUGUAACAGUUGAACUGUUUGGAUUUUUUUCAAAAUUAAUCAAAACCAAUGAUUUUAGACGUUCAUUUAGAGCUCAGUAGUCCCACUCUGAAUGCGCUGACGUAUUAUUUUAACACAGAUUUUCUAGACGACCCCGGUGGUUUGAGAACAAAAACAACUUUUUUUUAUGUGAUAUUAGUCACUGAUGCCAGUCUAGCGGUCUAGUUUUUUUUUGGUUUUAGGUUUAAAUUUUGAAAAAAUGUUUAAAAGGAGUGUCUGGAAUAAUUACACAGCCAUUUAAGGAAUCGUGAUUGGUAACGAAAUAUUACAUGCAAUAAAAUCAGUGAAUGCAUAUUUUCAUUCGCUAAACAGUAUUUCAUCAAGUUUUAUUACAUAUUUUUUACAAUGGUGGUGCAAAUGUAACUGUUAAAUGGAGAAUCUGUACAUGUGUGUGUGCCUGUGUAUAUGUGUGAAGCCUCUUCACUUAAACAGUAUUAGUGAGCCGUCCCCAUGAUGGCCAGAGCUCUCAAACAGCAGCACAGAAUGUUAAGCGCAUUUUCAUCUUUAUUUGGGCCUACUGAGCAUGUAGCAGUCAGUGACCCCUCACUGAGAGCCACAGGGUGUACUUCUGUGUGAUGUGUUCAUUCACACCCUGAAUGUAUUCUGAUAGCUUCUAGCCCUGCCAACACAUCUGCUGUGCCUUGGAAGAAUAAAAGACUAUAAUGAUGA